CAAUUGAUAAAAACAGAAAACAUGUGGCGAUAAAAAUACGUGAAGUUUUCACCGACCGAGAAUAAUUAUUGCGAUUUUCAUUGAAAAUUGUGAUUCUAAUCCAUUUUAUGAGAUAUCUACCUAUCGAGAAACAGUUAAAAUUUAUAAAAACAGGAGUAAAUGUUUUUAUAAGAUUACGAAUUCUUCGUAGUGCAUCUCUCAAGUGUAGGAAUCUGUAGUGUUUCGUGUGGUGUUUUUGGAGUUCUUAUCUUCGUGUUUUGCUGCACUUUUUUGAGAAAAUGGAAAUUGCUACUUAUCAGAUCAAAAAGUUCAAUCAUUAUGCGCCCUCUCCCAAAGCUAUUCAUUGUUUGUGUUACAAUUCAGAUUUAAGCUUGCUAGCUUUAUCGAGGUCGAACAAUACCGUUGAAAUUUGGGAUGUACGACAUACACCGCAUAUAGAUCGAGUCUUCAUCGGCGAUCCGAAUAAUUCCGUUCAAAGUAUUGCGUGGUUGAACAAUCGAUUAUUUUGUAGUGGAUUAGCUGGCAGUGUUUCAGAAAUUGAUUUACCUACUUUACAAGCAAAACACGAAAUACCUGUCACUUCGGGACCUUGUUGGUGCAUUGAUACGAAUAGCAAAGAUUCUUUGAUUGCUGCCGGAACCGAAGAAGGUUACAUAAACAUUAUCAACGUACAUGACGAUAGUAUAUUACACGAAAAACUUUUAGAUAAACAACAAGGCAGAAUCCUGUGUAUCGCUUGGGAGCCAAAUGGAGAGUUUUUAGCUACUGGUUCUGUGGAUGCAGUUCGAGUAUGGAAUGUUACUACUGGCCACGCAAUUCAUAAAUUAUUUCCUGGUCGAAGUGAAGCUCACAAAGAGACGGUAGUUUGGUGUAUCGCUGUUACCGAAGAUUUUACCAUUAUUUCGGGAGACUCGAGAGGAAAAAUUGUAUUUUGGGAUGGACAAAGAGGUUUACAGAUCGAUUCUCAUCAGUCUCACAAAGCUGAUAUACUCGCAUUAUGCCUAAAUCAAGAACAGAAUAAACUAUAUUGUGCCGGCGUUGAUCCGCUAAUUUCGUCUCUUGAAAAAAUCAGCGUUAAAAGUUCAUCGUUAAAUUCCGGCAAUAAUUACAAAUGGAUUAAAUCCAUACAGCGAGCUAUUCAUGAUCAUGACGUUAGAGCUCUGGCAAUGGUUGAAGAAAAAUUAUUUUCUGGCGGACUUGACGGAUACUUGGCCGCAAGUAGCUACCCACCGAAGACACUCAUCAAAUAUUCUCCUUUGCUACAGUCAAGAAAAAUUUGUUUAGCUUACAAAGCAAAAUUAGUACUUAUCCUUUAUGAAGAGCAUAUGGAGUUGUAUCACUGGACGAACGAUGUUUUAUCCCACGUAGCUAUGAUAAAAUCAUACAAAAAUGCGCCGAUACGAUGUUCUGCAAUUUCUUCUGAUGCUAAUUGGAUUGCCUAUUCUACAGAUUCGGUUGUGAGAUUACUACGGUUCUGCUUGGUUGAAGAUUACUCAAAGUCUGAAAUCAGAAGAAUUAGCGGAUUACCUGCUGCGUUUAAAUCGGCUUCGGUGUGCUUUAGCUUUUCUCCUGAUUGUAAAUACCUGACUUCAGCGGGUAAAAAUAGAAUUAUAUCUGUAGUAGAACUGUCUCCUGAUGAAAGUGUACGGUUGUUGUAUCAGUUAAAUGCUGAUAGUUCCGUAUUAACCGAUAUCACAUUCUUAUUACGUGUAUCUGAAGACUGUGAACGAAUAGUAGCUGCUGAUAGGUCAAGUAAUAUCGCUGUGUGGACCAAGUCACAAUUUCAUUGCUGUUUACCGAAGCAUAGUAGCGCUCCGACAGCUUUAACUAUUAAUGAAGCUAAUGAUACCAUUGUAGUUUCCUACGCUGACCACAAGAUCGUCGAGUAUGAUAUGAGUAAAAAGAUGUACACACCGUUUUCUCGAGCGUUAGAUCAAAAACACCCGAAACAGUGGCUAAAUCGUCAGUUUCCGGUUGAAGGAAUUAUCUGCGAUCCUCGCAAUAAAGAUGUUAUACUGUUUUACGACGAUAGUACCAUUUGUGUUGUUGAUAAAUCCAAGAAUUUACCAGACUCAAGCUGUAAAAUACCUCGACUCGAUCGAGUAAAAUCGCCCGAUAGCAGCGACAACAGCGAAAGUGGCAACAGUCAGUUUUCUUUAAAUCGAUCCGAUAAUGUAGCAUUUCAGAUAAUGAAAACUUUUAAGCAUUUAGUGUUUUUGAGCGAUUUCGGUGACGAUAAUCAACUUAUGGCCGUGGUCGUUGAUCCUGAUACGUUAACCAGUAAAUUACCGACUGCCGUGUUGAAGAAACGUUUCGGAACGAAGUAGAUGUUGAAAUGCAUCUAUAUGAAGAUUGUUCACUAACGUGUCAGGCUCACGUUUGGCGUCUCUUUGUUUUCGUAAAUAAAAUCGUGAAUUAUAUUACAUUCGAUUGUAUGCCUACGAUUGUAUUUGCAACUUUUAAGAAGUAAAAUUAACAAUUCUGUAUUUAACAACAUUAAAGUCUCGCAAAUUAGCCAUUGGUCGUUAUGAUGCGAAAGCUGUUACAUUUCUGUCCGAUAACUAACUGAUACUACGUCAAUCUGAUUUUUGUGAAUAAAGUAAGAAUUAUUUGUUUUUGUAAAAUUUAUGUAAUAUACUCGUAAAUAUUUCGUUU
Molecule: messenger RNA, 2655 nt
Organism: Planococcus citri (citrus mealybug)
Lineage: Eukaryota; Metazoa; Arthropoda; Insecta; Hemiptera; Pseudococcidae
Gene: l(3)72Dn
Product: UTP4 small subunit processome component l(3)72Dn
Exons: 15
Coding region: 279-2327 (682 amino acids)
Biological process (GO): maturation of SSU-rRNA from tricistronic rRNA transcript (SSU-rRNA, 5.8S rRNA, LSU-rRNA)
Cellular component (GO): t-UTP complex; small-subunit processome; 90S preribosome
Molecular function (GO): protein binding; RNA binding
Source: RefSeq, a predicted model, not a curated record